UGUACUAAACGAGACAAACUGGUAUUAAUUGCACGCAGAACGAUAUUUUUUGGAAACUGGGUGAUUUACGGAAGACUCCCAACUUGUUUUUCACUUGUCUAGACCUUCCAGAGACACGCACGAGCACAAGAAUUCGGUCUUUUCAAUAAUCAUCGUUUGGAGGAAUUCUGGGUGUUGUGACCUAAGGUCAACGGUCAACGAUGCCUGAGUUGAUUCCCAAUGUGGUGACGACCUCUGAGGCCGAUGAGCCGGCCGAGAAGACGGACACGCCGGCCUCCAAGCCGAUGGUCGGGAUCAUCUACCCUCCACCUGAAGUUAGAAAUAUUGUGGAUAAAACUGCCAGUUUUGUUGCUAGGAAUGGGCCUGAGUUUGAGUCAAGGAUUCGUCAGAACGAGAUCUCCAACGCCAAGUUUAAUUUCUUGAAUCCUGGUGAUCCCUACCAUGCCUACUACAGACAUAAAGUCAAAGAGUUCCAGGAAGGGAAGGCUGUCGAGCCAUCCGGGGCUAUGCCUCUCAAGCUCCAGCUACAGUUGACGGCGAGCCAACCUAAGCCCACCCUCUUAGCGGAACCAGUUGUACCUAAAGAACCUCCUCCAGAAUUUGAAUUUGUGGCCGAUCCGCCCUCCAUCAACGCUUUUGACCUGGAUGUUGUGAAGCUGACCGCUCAGUUUGUUGCCCGGAAUGGUGGUCAGUUCUUGACCAACCUUAUGAACAGAGAACAGAGGAAUUACAUUUUUGACUUCCUCAGACCUCAGCACAGCAUGUUUAAUUAUUUCACUAAACUUGUUGAACAGUACAUCAAGGUAUUAAUACCACCCAAAGACCUGUUGGAGAAGCUGACAGAAGAGGGCGCUACACGCAAGAUCGUCAUGGAGCAGGUUACACACAGGGUAGAGUGGGAGAAACACCAAGAAAGGCUGAGGAAAAAAGACGAAGAGGAGAGGGAGAAAGAAAGAGUUGCAUAUUCACAGAUUGAUUGGCAUGACUUUGUAGUGGUGGAGACGGUAGACUAUCAACCAGACGAAGAAGGUCAGUUCCCUCCUCCACUCAAACCAAGUGAGAUCGGAUCAAGAAUCCUAGCCGAGGAGAGAUACGAACAAUUUGGGGAGGAGCUUGCUGAAGAUGAGGACGUCGAGAUGGAGGUCGAGGACGAUGACGAAGAAGGAGAUGAUGAGGAGGAAGAAGGCGACGAAGAUGAAGAGGAAGAGGAGGAGGAGGGUGUGAAGGAGAAAGAGAAGGAAGAAGGAAAGAAGGAGGAAGGAGGAGAAAGGGUCAAAACCACGGAUCUUAAUACAGAGGUUCAAGACAUGGAAGAGGGGUCUGACUCUGACAUGGAGGAGAGUGAUGAGGAGAAGGAGGAGGAGUCUGCUCCUGCGCCCCCUGCUCCGCCCAAGGAGGUCGCCCCCAUGCUGCCGCCCCUCCCCCCACAGCUGGGAGAGGCGAUCAUCAAGAAAGAUUACAAUCCAAAAAUGGCGAAGCAAGCCCAACCGUUGGAUACCACCAAGUAUCUCAUCUCACCCAUCACUGGAGAGAAGAUUGCUGCAGACAAGAUGCAAGAACACAUGCGAAUCGGUUUGCUGGAUCCCAGAUGGGUGGAGGAGAGGAGUCGUCAGAUGUCUUCGAAGGCCCAGGAGGAAGUCUAUGCUGCCGGGUCGUCUAUCGAAGAGAGUCUGAAAAACCUCGCCGAAAGAAGAACAGAUAUCUUUGGAGAGGGUGAUAUUGAAACACAGAUCGGAAAGAAGAUUGGUGAAGAAGAAGAGGAAGAUAAGAAUAAACAGAAGGUCAUCUGGGAUGGACACAGCGCCAGCAUGGAAUCUACUACCAGGAAGGCUCAAGCAGGAAUCACACUGGAAGAUCAGAUUAAUGCUUUCCAUAAAUCAAAAGGACUUCUACCAGACAAGGAGAAGGAGCGAAUUGGUCCCCAGAAAACAAAAGCAGCAGCACCUCAGCCCCCGAAACCACCCCCACAGCCCCCCAAGCCCAGCACCGCUGCACCGGUGGUCCCCGCACAGCCUCGCCAGGCCCCCCCUGCACAACCGCCCCCGAUGCCCCCUCGCAUGCCUCUGGUACAGCAGGUCCCGAUGGUGAGGGCGCCGGCUGCGCCCCUGAUGCAGAUACCGUCAAGACCGAUCAUGAACCCCUUCCCGGGUCCGCCACGGAUGCCCAUGCAGCCCCAGCCUAGAAUGCAGGGUGGUCCUAUGGGUAACCGACUUCCUAUGCCUCCCCCUGGCCCCCCUCAGAUGAUGAGAGGUGUUCUACCAGAACCUCCCAGGGGAGGACCGCCCAGACAGGACAUGGGUAUGGACGAACCACCAGCAAAGAGACAGAAAACAGAGGACGAUCUCAUCCCAGAGGAACAGUUCCUUGCUACACACAAGGGUACUGUUAUGUUCAACGUGGUAUGUCCUCUGGUCCAAGAUAAGCCAGAAUGGAAGCUGCACGGUCAGCGGAUUACCCUCAACAUGCCUCUCACUGACCAGGUGUCUGUCAUCAAAGCCAAGCUCUUUGAACAACUUGGGAUUCCGGCGGGUAAACAGAAGCUACAGCACGAGGGUCUAUUCAUCAAGGAUUCAAACUCGCUUGGCUUCUACAAUUUCAUGCAUGGCACUGUGGUUCAACUUCAGCUCAAGGAACGUGGAGGAAGGAGACGUUGAGGAUACCAUACAAUGUACUUUUUAUCAUCAUGUGAUAUAUCUCUCAUGUACUAUUGGACUGUUUAAAGAUACCAUACAUUCUUGUAAGGAGACUGUUUUUAAGAUGAGGUCGCCAGGGAUGGUGAUUUUACCUUUCUAAAAUGGUCUUUUCCAUCCCUCAAACCUGAUCUAAAAUUAAAAUCAUGGUUUGUCAUAUAUUAUAAUGUACACAGCAGAAACAAGAAAUAACUUUUGCAAAGGUAAAUUCAAUGAAUUUU
This is a messenger RNA of Lytechinus variegatus (green sea urchin), 2911 nucleotides long. RefSeq names its product splicing factor 3A subunit 1-like (gene sf3a1). The coding region runs from base 201 to 2654 and encodes 817 amino acids. Gene Ontology annotation, molecular function: protein binding; RNA binding. Lineage: Eukaryota; Metazoa; Echinodermata; Echinoidea; Temnopleuroida; Toxopneustidae. Gene Ontology annotation, cellular component: catalytic step 2 spliceosome; U2 snRNP; U2-type prespliceosome. Gene Ontology annotation, biological process: regulation of alternative mRNA splicing, via spliceosome; mRNA cis splicing, via spliceosome. The transcript has 18 exons. The record is from RefSeq and is a predicted model, not a curated record.